AUGUCCAGUACUGCAUCCCAAAUUAUGCUCAAUCAGAGUUUGUUUGAGGAUCAAGAUUUGUCAUCACAACUUGGAUUUUUCCCUAUCCAUUCAAACUUCACCUCUUUUCAAUUGGGGUGCAAUCCAUCCCUUAAAACUCUUGCCAUGUUACCUCCUUCUCUUGCAGUAGAUGGACCGGUUGCCCUUUCUGAGUCCUUUGCCCAAAAGCAAAAGGAAGAAAUUCCAUCUCAAUCUGCAGGAUCCCAAUUUUUUUCAUCGCAAAGAUCCACUCCGAAUUACUGGACAUGGGGAGGAAUGAAUGAUACCAUGAGCAUCAAGAGAAGUGGAGGGGAAGACUAUCUCGGGGUAUCGGCAAUGAAGAUGAAGAAGAUUAAGGCAAGAAGAAAGGUAAGAGAGCCCAGGUUUUGCUUCAAGACCAUGAGUGAUAUAGAUGUCUUGGAUGAUGGUUACAAGUGGAGAAAAUAUGGCCAGAAAGUGGUGAAAAACACCCAACAUCCCAGGAGCUAUUAUCGUUGUACUCAGGAUAACUGUCGUGUGAAGAAACGCGUGGAACGACUAGCAGAGGAUCCAAGAAUGGUGAUAACCACAUAUGAAGGGAGGCAUAUACAUUCACCAUCACAUGAUGAGGAUGAUUCUCAAGCUUCAUCUCAAUUCAAUAAUUUCUUCUGGUAG
Molecule: messenger RNA, 672 nt
Organism: Fraxinus pennsylvanica
Lineage: Eukaryota; Viridiplantae; Streptophyta; Magnoliopsida; Lamiales; Oleaceae
Source: the annotation of a GenBank genome assembly